Messenger RNA from Cyprinus carpio (common carp), 899 nucleotides. RefSeq names its product natural cytotoxicity triggering receptor 1-like. The transcript is spliced from 6 exons. Bases 195 to 899 code for a protein of 234 amino acids. NCBI's taxonomy places the organism in Eukaryota, Metazoa, Chordata, Actinopteri, Cypriniformes, Cyprinidae. The record is from RefSeq and is a predicted model, not a curated record.
GUUCAUUUUCGGUUUGUUCUGUUUGAGCUCGGUGACAUUAACCAGUGUGAGAGCAGCAGCUGAUCACUAGUUUCUGCUUCUUUACUUCCAUAAAAUUAGGCCGAGCGCUACGAUCAAAGAUCAUAGAAGAUAAUGAUCGGCAUAAGGUAUCAGGAAGUCUCGAGUCUUUAACCGUCUGUCAUUAUUCGGUCAGUAUGGAGCUCAGUCAACUUCAUCUUGUGCUCCUGCUGAUUUCAAGCAUCCACUCUGCACACACUGAAGAAAGACCAAAACCCACAGUAACCAUUAAACCUGCUCAACAUGUGUUCAGAGGAGAGACAGUCACUCUCAGAUGUGACAUAUAUAGUGAAGGAGUCACUAGCUGGAGAUACAGUUGGUAUAAAGAAGGUUCAAUCAGUGUUUUCAGUUAUCGACAGGAACACACACUCAGGUCUGUUACUGAGUCUGACGCAGGUAAAUACACCUGUGAAGGAUUUAAAGGAUCACGCUGGUCACAAAUGAGUGAUGCAGUUACACUGAGAGUAUCAGAUCUUGCUAAACCAACUCUGACUGUUGAGCCACAGAGUUCAGUGUUCACUGGAGACUCAGUUACUCUGAGAUGUGCGCUGAUUCAGUCACAGAAUGGAUGGGAGUUUCUCUGGAGUAAAGACUCAAACACUGAAUCUAUUGAAGCUGCAACUAAAACAAUCAAUCUUGUGAAAGUCUCUGACAGAGGAGAGUACAAGUGCAGAGCACGAAGAAGAGGAUAUUACACUGAUUACAGUGAACCAGUAGUAGUGACUAUAUACAGCAAGUAUCAUAGUACACAUUUUAUUAUUUGUAUGUAUUCAAUUAUUACAUUAUUUCAUUGUGAAUUGUUGUCAUUGUACAGAAAGACCAAAACCCACAGUAACCAUUAA